Dryobates pubescens (Downy woodpecker) is the source of this 1565-nucleotide messenger RNA. It is a transcript of the gene ANKRD42, whose product is annotated as ankyrin repeat domain 42. The transcript has 12 exons. Gene Ontology annotation, molecular function: protein binding. The record is from RefSeq and is a predicted model, not a curated record. Bases 1 to 1512 code for a protein of 503 amino acids. NCBI's taxonomy places the organism in Eukaryota, Metazoa, Chordata, Aves, Piciformes, Picidae.
AUGCAAGCUGUCAAGAAGCAGCAGGAUUAUGCUAGUGUGCAUGAGGCGGUGAGAGCUGGUGAUGUAGAACAACUUGCAGCCAUGAUAGAAAGUGGAGCUGGUGUUAACGAGGUGGAUGUAGUCCACAGUUUCACACCUUUGCACUGUGCUGCACACUCUGGGAGUCUGGAGUGCCUUCACUGGUUGCUCUGGCACGGAGCUGAUGUGACGCACGUAACCGUCAGAGGCUGGACAGCAGCUCACCUCGCGGCCAUCCGAGGCCAGGAUGCUUGCAUGCAGGCUCUGUUAAUGGCCGGCAGCGAGGUGGAAGCCCCGGAUGCUCGCGGCUGCACGCCGGCACACCUGGCCGCGGCCCACGGCCACUCCUACACCCUGCAGACCAUCCUGCGAAGAGGAGCGAAUGUGAAUGUUUCAGACAGGAGUGCCUGGAGGCCUCUCCAUUACGCUGCUUUCCAUGGUCGCUUGGGGUGUAUGCAGCUUCUCGUUAGAUGGGGAGCGUGCACAGAUGCUGUGGAUAACAAUGGAAACCUUCCAGCUCAUCUGGCAGCAGUAGAAGGACAUCUGCAUUGCUUUAAGUUCUUGGUCAGUAAAAUGGCCAGUGUCAGGCACACACUGGAAGCCAGGAAUAACCAAGGAGACACUCCAAGGGACUUGGCUGAACGGUUCUACAAAGAGAAUAUUCUGCAAUAUAUUAAUGCUGUGGAAAGAGAGGGGAAGCAUCCAGAGACACAGGGAGUUCUAGCUUUCCCAGCCCACGGCGCUGCUUUCAAAGGGGACUUGUCAGCGCUGAGGAGAUUAGUGAGAAGCGGAGUAAUCAAUAUUAAUGAGCGGGAUGAUGAGGGAUCCGCUCUCAUGCACAAAGCUGCUGCACAGGGGCAUAUCCAGUGCUUGCAGUGGCUGAUUGAAAUGGGAGCCGACUGUGACAUUAAAAAUGACGCUGGAGAGACUCCAAAGGACGUGGCCAAGAGAUUUGCCCAAGUGGCAGCUGUGGAUCUUUUGACAGAAAUAACUGGAGACAGUGACUCUAGUGCUGAAGAGCUGGAUGCAAACAAUGUGAAGUUCUUUGAAAGCCAUGGUGUGGAAGGCAGUACAGAUAGCAAAGGAGAUUUAGCCCUGGACAAAGAGCAGAGAAGGAAUGCACGCAUCAGGGCCUAUGGCAAGAUUCAAGAGCUUCAGCAGCUUCUAGAAACUGCCUACAGCAACUACAGGCAGCUGGGAGGGAUAACUGAGGAGGAGAAGCGGAUGAAGAAGGAAGAAAGGGAAGCUGAGAAGGCUGUGAGGGAGCUGGAGGCCCAGCUGGAAUAUGAGCGUGUCAGGCGGGAGAAGCUGGAGAGCCAGCUGGAUGGCUGCCGUGCUGAGAUAAGCCGCCUUAGAAAGAGCCUGGAGAAAGCCCGCGCUCCUCCUUCUCUCCCCGUGGAAGCUGAGAGCACCUCCAAGUCUUGCAAAGAGAAAAAGAAAGUAAAGAAGAAACCAGCCUGCAGCCCUGGAGGAGUGUUGGUGAGACUGCGCUGAAGGAGGAGCCUCUGAGGAGGAGGCUGCUGGGGUAGAAUGGCAACACUCCACAC